Molecule: messenger RNA, 1063 nt
Organism: Pundamilia nyererei
Lineage: Eukaryota; Metazoa; Chordata; Actinopteri; Cichliformes; Cichlidae
Gene: pqbp1
Product: polyglutamine binding protein 1
Exons: 7
Coding region: 88-783 (231 amino acids)
Biological process (GO): alternative mRNA splicing, via spliceosome
Cellular component (GO): cytoplasm; nuclear body
Molecular function (GO): protein binding; ribonucleoprotein complex binding
Source: RefSeq, a predicted model, not a curated record
CAUUAAGCGCGCCGUGUAUGCUGUUUUGGAAAGAGGUAUCGUUAGCUUGACGAUAAAAAGGGCCACCUUUUUUUUUUAAAGAAAAGGAUGCCUUUACCUCCAGCACUGCUGGCCCGAUUGGCCAAGAGAGGGAUUGUUAAACCAACAGAGCAAGGGGCGGAUGAGGAGAUUAUUGCUGAAGAUUAUGACGACAACAAUGUAGAUUAUGAAGCCACCAGAGUGGAGAAUCUACCACCAAACUGGUACAAAGUGUUUGACUCUGCUUGUGGUCUUCCUUAUUACUGGAAUGUCGAGACAGAUAUGGUUGCCUGGUUAUCCCCAAAUGACCCAUCUGCAGUAAUAACAAAACCUGCCAAGAAAAUAAGAGUAGAAGGAGGAGAUGAAAAAGGCGAGAAGCAAGUUGAGAAACCAGACAGGGACAGAGAACGACACAGAGACCGGGAUCGGGAAAGGGAUCGAGAUCGGGAAAGGGACAGGGAAAGGGACCGGGACAGAGAACGUGAUGAUGGGAGGGACAGAGACAGAAGAAAGCAGAGAAGAGAUGAGGCAGCACCAUACAGUCGAAGCAAAAAAGGUAGAAAAGAUGAUGAGAUGGACCCCAUGGAUCCAAGUGCUUACUCUGAUGCUCCAAGGGGGUCAUGGUCAAGUGGGCUGCCCAAACGUAAUGAAGCAAAAACGGGUGCAGACACCACAGCAGCGGGGCCUCUCUUCCAGCAGCGUCCGUACCCGAGUCCAGGAGCUGUUCUUCGGGCUAACGCAGCAAACCAACUACCCAAGGAGUAAAAGCAGAUACUACGAAGACAGCAACUUAAAACCCACAACUCUACAGUUGGUCUUCAUUAUGCUCACAUGCUAAACAUCAUAGUUUGACAGGCUUUUCUUUUCAUUGUGAAAUGUGUACAUGUCAGAAAUGAAGGGCUGAACUUUUUGGACAGCUUCUCUAUUCAUACUCCUGCCGUGUAGAGCAUUUGUAAAUAUGUUUUUAUAUGACCCAAAGGUUCACUUCUCGUUGUCACUAGACCCAUCAGUGAACAUGAUAAUAAACUUAAGACUACUGUGAAAA